AUAUAUCAGAAGUCCACCACACAUUUUUAUUUUAGAAAAUAUAAAAUGCUUUUAGGCUAAAUAGAAGCUUCACACGCACAAGGAAAGAUACUUUAUUCCUUCUGGUGGUGUGAGAAGAAGAUAUAUUGUAAUUGUAAUGAUGAAUGUAGAAGAGGAAGUUGAAAAGCUCAAGGAAGAAAUCACGAGACUUGGAAAGGUUCAAACAGAUGGUUCUUACAAGGUUACAUUUGGAACACUGUUUCACGAUGAUCGGUGCGCAAAUAUAUUUGAAGCACUGGUUGGUACACUAAGAGCUGCUAAAAAGCGUAAAGUAGUUGCUUAUGAUGGUGAGCUACUGUUGCAAGGAGUCCAUGAUAAUGUGGAAAUCACUCUUAAUCAUGUCCCUGCAGCUGUCAACUGAUGCAGUUGCGAAGGGCCAUUGAGUAUCCUUUGCUGCUUGAAUCACAGACAUGUUUUAUGGCCGGUGAGAUACUAUUUUGCGUGAUUGUGUAAUAUAUAUGCUUUUGGAGAGGACUAAGAUAUGCAUCUCGUCAUAAACUCAUUACCAUUUAGUUUCAGUUUAUCACUUGCAAAACCAAAACAUAUUUGUGAGGUAAUAUUUUGUGCAACAAAACUCUACCAUCUAUAUAUUAUGUUUUCCUUCCCUUAUUUAUCCUAUUUGUUUAGGAUGUGGCCACGGAACCAUUGAAAUCUAUGCACUAACAUACUUUUUU
Molecule: messenger RNA, 713 nt
Organism: Cicer arietinum (chickpea)
Lineage: Eukaryota; Viridiplantae; Streptophyta; Magnoliopsida; Fabales; Fabaceae
Product: costars family protein-like
Biological process (GO): regulation of actin filament-based process
Source: RefSeq, a predicted model, not a curated record